AUGGAGGAAUCCUUGGACGGUCGUGACGGCAGCGCGGGUGCCAGCGGCUUCGACUCGGCAGCCAUUUUGAAUGAUGACGUUUCACCCACUACAAGUUUCUGCUACAAUAUACCUAAUUUGUUUAAUAGCCUAGGCCCCGGCUCAGUACUAUGCGAGCGAGCUGACACGGAACCCAGUGAGACUUACACCCCCACCGCCGAACCCUCGGACGAGACAGCUGACCACCAGCAGUUUGAAGAUGACGAGGAAUACUCACCUAAAUCUACAUCUGAUGCCAAAGGAGAUUUACCAAAGCGGAAACAAAGGCGGUAUAGGACGACAUUCUCGAAUGUUCAGCUAGAACAGUUGGAAGCUGCUUUUCACAAGACACAUUACCCUGACGUGUUCUUCAGAGAAGAAUUGGCCAUGAGGAUUGACUUGACUGAGGCUAGAGUACAGGUGUGGUUUCAAAAUCGUCGUGCGAAAUGGCGUAAGCAGCAGAAAGCAGGUUGCGAGGGCUACCCGGCUGCGCCGAGAGGUCCCAGGUCUCCUGACGAGAGGUCCUCAUCAGCCUUAGCUCUUGAAAUGAGAGAUUUUAUCACAAUACCUGUCUCAACAACACAAAUGAUAAAUUUAAACGACACUCAGACACAAGUUUACGCAACGAAAUCCAAACCUUCUCCACCAGCCAUCCAUAUAUCAGCCUUACCCACCAGACAAAAUCCUCAGGUAGACCUUCCAUCCUUCUCCAUACCACUCCAAUACAACCUUGGAAGCUUCAAGAAAAUUGGAGAAGACGUCCACUUAGACCUUGAAACAGUUGACCAAACAACUUGGGAUUCCAGAAUGAUACCCAAUUUCAACCUGAUGAAUCUAAAGCCAUUGAUAGAAACGAGAGAAAAUGUUGACCUUGAAUUAAAGUAUGAGGUCAAAAAUGAAAAUAGAGUGAAUUUCAAUGAAAUACAGACGGUGCAAGCUAUAGAAACUGAUGAUAUACUAGGAAAAGAUACGGGAAAUGAAGGUCAGACUAUUUCACCAGAUUUUGAAAUACAAAGGUAUCAGAAUUAUCAGAAUGAAAGCGAGAAAAGAUUUAGAGAGCAAAGUUUUGAGGAUUCUAUGAUGGAAGAUGGGAGAAACGAUUUUGUUUGUGAUGGUGAUUUUCUUUGUAAGAAUAAUUUUGAGAAAGUCGAUGAGAAACGUAGUGAGUUUGAAGAGUGUCAUUUGUUAGAUAAUGAUCAUACUGUUGGUAUUGGUAAUUUUGAAAGUAAUCUUUAGUCGGAAUAAGUAAAUCAAAGAGUUACAGUUAAAUGUAAAAAAAACUUUUGUUUUUUUAUUUGAGUGAUCU
Molecule: messenger RNA, 1324 nt
Organism: Helicoverpa zea (corn earworm)
Lineage: Eukaryota; Metazoa; Arthropoda; Insecta; Lepidoptera; Noctuidae
Product: homeobox protein B-H2-like
Exons: 7
Coding region: 1-1254 (417 amino acids)
Biological process (GO): regulation of transcription by RNA polymerase II
Molecular function (GO): RNA polymerase II transcription regulatory region sequence-specific DNA binding; DNA-binding transcription factor activity, RNA polymerase II-specific
Source: RefSeq, a predicted model, not a curated record